UGUCCCUCAGUGACUUUGAAUCACUGAAGGGUUUGUAAACUGCUGUAACCAAACCAGCUCCUUAGCACUCAAACAUAACUUAUCGUUUUGUGACGAAAUUUUCUGUUUAUUUGUCAAGGUAAGUUUUAAGUCAAGUGUAUGGCUGCGAACAGCUCACUGGUUUAUGAUGCUUUAUUAUCGGCAAAAUUCAAGGUGAUUUUUGCGGAGAUCCUGGUGUUGGUUUUUCUUUGCAUCAACCUGUUGCUCAUUGUGAUCUAUUUUAAGAAGGAGUGUUUCCACACAACCGCACGCUACGUCUUAUUUGCUGUUACAUUGCUGUCGGAUAGCCUGUUGUUAUUCAUAACUGAUUUGCUGCUGUUCUUGACUUUUUUUUAUUUGAAAAUGCAGGUAUGGAUCUGUAUCAUUAUCUUUUUUCUAACUUCACUUUAUACUACAGUCACACCUGUCACUCUGACAGCAAUGACUCUUGAACGAUAUGUGGCCAUUUGUAUGCCACUGCGUCAUGCAGAGCUGUGCUCCACACACAGCACUAUGAACUGUAUCCUCAUCAUUCACUGCAUCAGCUCUGUACCCUGCAUUGUUAUUCUGUCCACCUUCUUUGCAUCUGCCUCUCUUAGCUUCUACAAAGAAGAGAGAAUAUGCGCUGUGGGGGUGUUUAUGAUUCAUGUGUGGCAGGAUCACCUUAGAUCAGCUAUCAGUCAGUUUUACUUCUUGAUCAUGUGCAUCAUUAUCAUUUUCUCUUAUGCCAAAAUAAUGAAAGUGGCCAAAGCUGCAUCAGGAGAGAAUGAAAAGUCAACACAGAAAGGGCUCAGGACAGUGGCUCUUCAUGGUUUCCAGCUGUUGCUCUGUCUCAUUCAGCUGUGGUGUCCAUUCAUAGAAGCUGCUGUAUUUAACAUUAAUUUGAAAUUGUUUGAACAUAUCAAGUACUUUAACUACAUUGUGUUCUAUAUUGCUCCAAGAUGUCUGAGUCCUCUCAUUUAUGGUCUCAGAGAUGACAUGUUUUUCCAUGCACUGAAAAAUUCUCUUCUCUCUCAUAAAAGAAAUUUGAUUUGAUAAAUUCCUCCCCACAGUGUUUGUUAGUCACAUGCACAUUGUUGAUGUUGAGCUGAAAAAGCCGGUGCCCACAGGUCUUUAGGUUGCAGGUUGUUGUGAUCGUCUCAAAACCACCAUCUCAACAGAAAACAUUGAGGAGACAAUGAGUCAGCAGAACUGCUUCUGCUGGAAGCUUAGCUCAGUGCACACAUUUUAUAGUUUUUAUACAAGCUAAGGUAUGGCAGGAACAAGCAGUGUUUAUUUUAUUCUCUAUUAACUGUUACAUUGUUUAUUCAUUUGAGUCUUAUCUGCUGUUUCCUCGCAAAUGACGACAUGUAAAAUAGUGAGACAAAC
Molecule: messenger RNA, 1386 nt
Organism: Mugil cephalus (flathead mullet)
Lineage: Eukaryota; Metazoa; Chordata; Actinopteri; Mugiliformes; Mugilidae
Product: odorant receptor 131-2-like
Exons: 1
Coding region: 139-1053 (304 amino acids)
Biological process (GO): G protein-coupled receptor signaling pathway
Cellular component (GO): membrane
Molecular function (GO): G protein-coupled receptor activity
Source: RefSeq, a predicted model, not a curated record